Molecule: messenger RNA, 1401 nt
Organism: Penicillium waksmanii
Lineage: Eukaryota; Fungi; Ascomycota; Eurotiomycetes; Eurotiales; Aspergillaceae
Product: UDP-N-acetylglucosamine--dolichyl-phosphate N-acetylglucosaminephosphotransferase
Exons: 3
Coding region: 1-1401 (466 amino acids)
Biological process (GO): dolichol-linked oligosaccharide biosynthetic process; protein N-linked glycosylation
Cellular component (GO): membrane
Molecular function (GO): UDP-N-acetylglucosamine-dolichyl-phosphate N-acetylglucosaminephosphotransferase activity
Source: RefSeq, a predicted model, not a curated record
AUGCAUGCUUCAGAUACACUUUCUCGCACGGAGACCUGGCGUCUCUUGCUUCUUGCGGGAGCUGGGCUCGGCAUCCUAGUCAACACCUUCCAAGGUGAUGGCGCGCCAUUGAUUGCCUCUGGCAGUCUUGCAGUCAUUGCUUUUGCGAUAACAUACAGCAUGAUUCGAUGGCUUGGGCCGGUAUUCAUUAAGGCGGGUCUGAAAGGAAAAGAUAUGGCAAAACCAAGGAGACCUGAAAUACCAGAAACAAUGGGAGCGGUGUGCGCUGUUAUCUACCUGCUAUCGCUUAUUGUAUUCAUCCCCUUUGCCUUUUACAAGGACAUUGUGGCUGCCACUUCGGGUGGUGGAAAUCGAGACGUAGUGAUUGAAGAUCAACACAUCGAAACCGGACGUUACCUACACAGAUUUCCUCAUGGGAAGCUCGCAUCAUACCUGUCGGGGCUUCUAUCCCUGCAGACUAUCAUUAUUCUAGGCAUUGGAGACGACCUGCUUGACAUUCGCUGGAGACACAAAGUCCUCAUUCCAGCAUUUGCAUCAAUCCCAAUGCUCAUUGUGUACUUUGUUGAUUUUGGCGUGACACAAGUCGUCGUGCCGGUCCCGCUGCAACGAUACCUGGGUGAUUUUAUUGACCUCGGGUCCUCGUACUACAUGUACAUGGCGGCCAUCGCGAUUUUUUGCCCCAACGCCAUCAACAUGCUGGCAGGUAUCAAUGGCAUUGAGGUAGCCCAGUCGCUCGUUAUUGCAGUUCUCCUGCUUUUCAAUGAUGCGAUGUACCUCGCGCCCGUCACGCCAUACCCUCAUCCGGCUACCGACUCCCACUUGUUCUCGAUCUAUUUCUUGCUUCCAUUUAUUGGAGUUUCAGCGGCACUCCUGUGCCACAACUGGUAUCCUUCCAAGGUAUUUGUAGGUGAUACCUACUGUUACCUUGCGGGCAUGGUCUUCGCCGUUGUCGGUAUAUUGGGACAUUUCAGUAAGACGUUAUUAUUACUAUUUGUCCCACAGAUCUUCAACUUUUUAUACUCCACGCCGCAACUAUUCCACCUUAUUCCUUGCCCGCGACACCGACUUCCAAAAUUCAAUGCAUCCACUGGGUUAUUGGAUGCCUCGGUAACUGAGUGGGCUGUUCCUCCCGCGCCCUUGAUCGCCACUGCGCUAGAUCUUCUCCAUAUAUUACGACUGGCGCGGGUGACUAAGGAUGAAAAUGGCCAAAUAGUCGAGUCGACAAACCUGACCCUCCUCAAUCUUUGGCUACAGUGGAUGGGUCCCAUGAGAGAGGAUCGACUUGCCUGGCACAUGGUUGCUGUUCAGACUUUCUGUGGGGCGGUUGGGCUCUUUGUCCGACAUCGAUUGGCCUUGCUUGUCUUCGAUCAUGACAAUCGAAUGUUUCAAUAUCUCAUGUAG